This is a messenger RNA of Fonsecaea nubica, 1668 nucleotides long. RefSeq lists its product as hypothetical. The coding region runs from base 1 to 1668 and encodes 555 amino acids. The record is from RefSeq and is a predicted model, not a curated record. Lineage: Eukaryota; Fungi; Ascomycota; Eurotiomycetes; Chaetothyriales; Herpotrichiellaceae. The transcript is spliced from 5 exons.
AUGAUUGCCACCUUACAGAAAGACGAGGUCCAAGUUGUCAGUCUGUCACCCGACGAACGGCGCAAUUGCAAGUAUGCACCAGCCACGCUUCAGCGAGCACUCGAGGCAAUGCACCAAGACGGUCUCGUUCUACUCAAAGGCGUGAUUGACCCGGCGCAUAUUGCAGCCGUGAAUGAGAAAAUGUGCGAGGAUGCGGAUCGAAAGAGAGCAGAUCCGGGCCAGUUGUAUAAUCACUGCGUCAAGUCCAAUUUCCUCCAACGUCCACCCGUCAACGACUCGUCAUAUCUCUUCGACGAUGUCUACUUUAACCCGUUCCUCCUGCAACUUGCGAACGCCUAUCUCGGCCACAAGCCCAUAUGGAACUGGCUAACGUCGAACGUUGCGCUGUCGAAUACGUCGGGCAUGCGCCAACCAGCGCACAAGGACUGCUCGUUCGCCCACCCACAGUAUCCGUACUACUUCAUCGCGAACAUCCCGCUGUGCGACUUCACCAUCGAAAACGGGGCCACAGAAUUCUGGCUCGGCUCGCACGCCCAUGCCCACCCUCACGAGCAGGUCAUCGCCACCAAACCGGAGGAAGUUGUCGAGUACGGCCGCUUGGGCGAACCGCUUCCCGCCAUCACAGAAGAGGCCAAGGAAGCACGUAUGGCGAUCCGGCCACCCCUGCAGCCAGAGUGCUCAGCAGGCGACAUCAUGAUACGCGAUCUUAGGUUAUGGCAUGCCGGGAUGCCAAAUGGGACGGAUAGGCAUAGAAUCAUGAUCGGCCUCGGGUAUCAGAGCCCACACUACCCGAAUUACACGAUGCGAUGCCACCUGCCUCUGUCACAGCAAAACUUCUUCAUGAAGGCAGGUGGUCACGACAUGGUUGAGGUCCGGGCGAACUUUUACGAGGACGGAGAGUUUGAGAAGAAAGGGGUUGAUGUAGGCUCGUCUCGCGGGCUGGGUCUAGCGAUUGCCAAAGCAUUCCGCGACGAAGGCGCAAAGGUCGUGGUCAACUAUUUCCACACGGCCGAGGACCGCAUCGCGGCGCUCACGAAGGAGUUCGGGUCUACAGAGGACGAGGUCCUGUUCUUCCGGGCAGAUGUCACCGACGCCGACGAGGUCCAGGCACUGUUCGCAGCCGCGGAACGACACUUUGGGAAGCCGAUAGCCACGGUGGUCAACAACGCCAUGGUCGGCGACUUUGCCUUCAACGGCGACGCGAGGCCCAAGGUCGCGGAUCUGACGUGGUCCAACUUCGACGCGCAGCUGCAAGGGUUUCUCCGGGGGAGCUUGAACACGACACAAGCCGCUCUCGCUGGGUUCGAGAAGCUCGGCUCCGGCCGCAUCGUCAACGUCGGGUCGAACCUGUUCCAGAACCCCGUGGUGCCGUACCACGACUACACGGCGGCGAAAGGGGCGUUGCUGGCGUUCACCAGGACGUGCGCCGCCGAUCUCGGCCCAAGAGGCGUCACCGUCAACAUGGUAUCCGGCGGGCUCUUGCAGGUCACGGACGCCAGCGCGAGCACCCCCAAGGAAGUGUUUGAUCACAUCAAGGCCGUCACACCGCUGAGAAAGGUCACCACGCCCGAGGAUCUCGCCGGGGCGGUCUUGUUCUUCGCCAGCCCCUGGGCGGGCGCAGUGACGGGUCAACAGAUGGUGGUGGAUGGGGGCUUGGUCAUGAACUGA